Neopelma chrysocephalum (saffron-crested tyrant-manakin) is the source of this 1312-nucleotide messenger RNA. RefSeq names its product HRas proto-oncogene, GTPase (gene HRAS). Bases 438 to 1007 code for a protein of 189 amino acids. Lineage: Eukaryota; Metazoa; Chordata; Aves; Passeriformes; Pipridae. The record is from RefSeq and is a predicted model, not a curated record. Gene Ontology annotation, biological process: Ras protein signal transduction. Gene Ontology annotation, cellular component: plasma membrane. Gene Ontology annotation, molecular function: GDP binding; GTPase activity; GTP binding. The transcript is spliced from 6 exons.
GGGCUGGGCGUGUGCCGCGGCCGCCGGCGGGGCGCGCUCCCGCUCCGCUCCCCUCCCGCUCCCCCCGCACGCACAUUGUCCGGGCGGCGGCGGCGGCACAGCGCCCCGGCGCCCCGUGCCAAUGCGGGGCGGGCGCGGCACGCCGGGGGCGCCUCCACCACCGCGGUGGAAACUUCCCCUCGCCGCCGGGCCGACGCGCGGCUGAAAGCCCCCGGCGGGGAGGAGCGGAGCGGGGAUUCGCCCGCCUGGGGUGGGGGGGGGGGGGGCGCCUCGUCUAGUUUGGUUUUUCCUCCAUUGGAAGGAAAAAAAAAGCAAAUAAUACUGUUACCCGGCUUUAAACUUCCGCGCCCCGCUCUCCAGGACGCGCAUCCCGCCCGGCGGGGUGGACGAGCCGGUGGUGGUGCUCCUGGAAGUCCUGAGCUGGGGUCAGCUGGAAGAUGACUGAAUACAAGCUGGUGGUGGUGGGAGCAGGUGGUGUUGGGAAGAGUGCUUUGACGAUACAGCUCAUUCAGAACCAUUUUGUUGAUGAGUAUGACCCCACAAUAGAGGAUUCCUACAGAAAGCAAGUAGUCAUCGAUGGAGAGACCUGCUUGUUAGACAUCUUGGACACUGCAGGGCAAGAGGAGUACAGUGCCAUGAGAGACCAGUACAUGAGAACGGGGGAAGGAUUCCUGUGUGUCUUUGCCAUCAACAACACCAAGUCCUUUGAAGAUAUUCACCAGUACAGGGAGCAGAUCAAGAGGGUGAAAGACUCAGAUGAUGUUCCUAUGGUGCUGGUGGGGAAUAAAUGUGACUUACCAGCCCGGACAGUGGAGACUCGGCAAGCGCAGGACCUGGCCCGGAGUUACGGGAUCCCCUACAUAGAAACGUCUGCCAAAACCAGACAGGGCGUUGAGGAUGCCUUCUACACCUUGGUGCGGGAAAUCCGUCAGCAUAAACUGCGCAAGCUGAAUCCCCCAGAUGAGAGUGGCCCUGGCUGCAUGAACUGUAAAUGUGUGGUAUCGUGACUAUGCUGACUGGACCGUGUCUUGGAGAGGUUCCCACUGUGCAGUGCACAAGGACAGAGGUGAAGCAAAGGAAGAAGGAAACGGAUUCAGAGGAGGAAUAUGGGGGAGGGGGAGAGGAGGAGGAAGAGGACAGGGUGAGCAUGAGCCCUCCAAGGACUAUCUCGCACUUCACCCAAGCCUGCGGCAAACAACAUUUUUUCUUUUUUUAUCCCCAUCCCCCCAUCCUUUGGCGUCCUCCCACCCCGGCAACUGUACAAAGCCACAGAUUGAAUCACAGUAAAUUAUUAUUUGAUGGUCUCGACAAA